UACCUGCCCUUCUGUACCUGUCUCCUGCCUGGCCACAGCUACUGCUUUGGCUCAUCAGGACAGUGGUGGGAGAUGCUGCUGCUCCUUCUGCUCACAAAUGCUUUUGUGCUUCUGCCCUGGGCUGGGGCUGGAAGGAUCAUUGGUGGAAGUGAAGUUAAGCCCCACUCCAGGCCCUACAUGGCUCAUUUAGAAAUUAAAAAUAACUCCCAAACUGGUUACUGUGGAGGGUUCCUGAUUCGCCCAGACACAGUGCUCUCAGCAGCUCACUGUGUGGAUAUAGAAGGGACAGUGAGGGUCACAGUGAUUCUGGGAGCCCACGACGUGACCAGGCAAGAGCGGAGCCAGCAGAAGAUCCGUGUUGGACAAUGGGUCAUCCAUCCUGAAUAUUCCCCAGAUGACUUAAAAAAUGACAUUGUGCUGCUGAAGCUGAAGACAUUGGCCAAGAUCAACGACAAUGUACAAUGUAUCUCCAUUGCCAGGAGAAAUGAACAUCUAAGAGAAGGAGCUUUAUGUAGGGUGUCUGGCUGGGGCUUGACAUCUGACAAAGGAAACAGGAGUAAUGUGUUGAGGGAGGUGAAACUGCAGGUGCAAAAGGAGAAAAUAUGUCAGCAGCGUUCCAGUGACUACCAGCGUCAGUCCAUGAUCUGUGUUGGUGAUGAAUGCAGUAAAAAAGCAUCUUACCAGGGUGAUUCUGGUGGCCCAUUAGUCUGCAAGAAGAAGGCUCAUGGCAUUGUUUCUCAUGGAUAUGACGACCACCUCUUCCCUGAGGUAUUCACCAGGAUCUCAUACUUUGAACCCUGGAUACGUGAGCAGCUGAGGAGAUUUGCACUCCAAGAUAUUCCUUGCUCUCCAUCCUCUGAUUAAAAUGCUAAGUGCCCUUCUCCACAAUGCAUCAAGAAGCCCCCAGGGGCAGCUGAAGUGAAGUCAAAGAAGUCCCCGUGGUGCAGGCACAGCUUUGGCACUGAGGAGAGUGUCCAUGGCAAGGUCCAAAUGCAGGUCCCAAGUACAGCCAGCUUCCCAGUGCUCCCUUCCUCCCACUGCUGCUCCAGCUCUGCUUCUGGCCAUCAAUAAAAGCAUGUUCAAACUCUGUUGUGUCUGCAGCCUUCUUGGGAGCUGGAUGCAAACCCUGAGUGGGAGCAUGAGGAGAUGACACUCUGGGAGAUGCUGGGCAUAGGUGGGACAUGCAGGACAGGUCUCUGUCCCCAAAUGCUUCCCUUGUCUCCAUCAGCCUCUUGCAGUCCAGCCAGCAGGCACAGCCUGUACAGAACAUUUAUCCAGGCUUUCAGAAACAGAGGCAUCUCCACCUCCAAAGGGAGAUCAGAUGGGUUUCCAGUACCAAUCUGAACCCCUCUUAGGAUGCUUAGACAGACUAAAGACCAGCCAACCUGUUUACAGCUCUUUACA
Messenger RNA from Passer domesticus (house sparrow), 1404 nucleotides. RefSeq names its product granzyme B(G,H)-like. Bases 73 to 864 code for a protein of 263 amino acids. The record is from RefSeq and is a predicted model, not a curated record. Gene Ontology annotation, biological process: proteolysis. The transcript has 5 exons. NCBI's taxonomy places the organism in Eukaryota, Metazoa, Chordata, Aves, Passeriformes, Passeridae. Gene Ontology annotation, molecular function: serine-type endopeptidase activity.